AUGGCUGUUACUAUGAAACAAAUGGCUCUUUUUGUUUCGUUAUUUGGUGUCAUCUCCUUCAUACUUGGAGUUAUAGCCGAAAACAAGAAGCCUGCUUCUGGUACACCGGUAGCUGUGAAGGAUGGUGUGAGUUGCAAGUUUCCGUCUGAUCCGACCAUUGCGUUGGGUUAUCUUUCUAUCGUGUUUCUCAUUGCGUCAACCGUGGUUGGAUAUCUUUCUCUGUUUUACCCUUACAAAGGAAAAUCUGUUCCACAAGGGGUUCUCUUUAAACACACUACUUUCUCUGUUUUCUUCAAUGUUGCUUUGUUUACAUCUGGACUGGCUGCAACUAUGCUGUUAUGGCCUGUAAUACAGGAGCAGAUUCACCGAUCACGCAAAGUGCAUUUUGAUGCUGCCUAUGCUUGCCCUACAGCGAAAACUGGUCUCAUUGGUGGUGGUGCCUUUUUAUCCCUUGAUUCGUGCCUCUUUUGGUUGGUUGCCCUCAUGUUAGCUGACAAUGUUCGGGAGGAUCAUUUUGACGAUGGAAAGGGUGAGCGUAAUGGUGAGGGUAAUGCUGCUUUUGACGCUUAUGAUGCAAGUUUAGUCAUAUAG
Messenger RNA from Vicia faba (fava bean), 591 nucleotides. NCBI's taxonomy places the organism in Eukaryota, Viridiplantae, Streptophyta, Magnoliopsida, Fabales, Fabaceae. The record is from the annotation of a GenBank genome assembly.